AUGAAGACACAGAUGAUGAUAUAUUUCAACAAACAAGUGGAGAUCAAAGUCCUUUUGAUAGGAACUUACCCACAACUCAUGAAUAUUUAGGUAAAUUGGAGAAUAUAAGUGGUUACACCAUUUUUGACCAUGGCCAGAUCAUUGAACUGGAUGCAAUGUGCACUAAAACCAUGGUAUUUCCUGGCUUCACAUUACCAUUGGUUAUCCAAAACAGUUUCAGCUGGGAGAAACAACUCAAGGACGGCUUCAUAUUUGUACUUACUUGCUACAAUAACAACAAAACCAGCAUUUUCGAGUAUGGGGUUGUCAUGGAAGUGUAUGAAACAAAUGAUAAAAACGCGGAAUCCGUGCAUCUAAAGGCGAAGGGCCGACAGCGAUGUCGAAUCUUACCGCCAAUCGAGGUACCUGUAGCUUCGAUGCAUCGAAUGCGACGUGUCAAGGUGCAGAUCAUCAGCGAUUACAACCUAUAUUCACCGCUCAUCUCAACGCAGCUGAACAAUUUGAAGCGCAGGGCGACGAUCGAAUGGAAACCAGAAAACAGAAAAUUACGCAAGUAUCAUGCAGCGCAAUUCAAUCAGGCCAGCUUCGUGUAUGAUAUGUACGAAGAGGAAUAUUAUAAAGAAAAGAUAUUGGACAUUAUUUACCAAUAUUUUAUUAAAGAUAAUAUACCGCGAGAUCCGUUAACGUUGUCUUAUUGGUUUGCACAAAACUUCCAAUUGACGCAUGAGGAGAGACUGAAUAUUCUCGCAGCUGGAACUACGCUGGAGCGACUCAGGCUCGAGUUGAGCUUUUUGCGUUUGAAACGUAAUAUAUGCUGCAGCAGGUGCGGAUCAUACAUCUCCGAACUGGAUAAAGUCUUUGCGAUGUCGAAGGACGGAGUGCAGAGCAAUUAUUGCAAUCCGUUCGGUAUCGUUUACGAAACUCUAACCGUUACCGAAUGCGAGAACGUGUCUUUGGAAGGAUAUCCAAGCAAGAAGUUCACAUGGUUCCCGGGGUAUUAUUGGACCAUUUUGAAAUGCAAAACGUGCACAGGACAUCUGGGUUGGCGCUUCAAAUCCGAUAAAUUGUCGCCUCCGACUUUCUACGGUUUGGGUAGGAGCUGCGUUGAAAUUAAAAUUAUCGAUGAUAUGUACGUGAAGAAAGUAUUCGACGAGUUGAAAGCUGAGCUAGAAAACCAUAAUUUUAGUUCAUUAUAUAUAGAAACGUGAAUUUUGGCUUUCUUUCAUGUAUAUAAUUAAUUAAUGCAUACUUAUAUAUGUUAUAUAACGAUUGUAUGUAUCUAAACUGUGUGUGUCUAUAAUUAUAUAUUUUUUUUCUGAUGAAAUAAUACUGGUAUCACAUCUACUUAAUAAAUAUUUACUGUAUA
Messenger RNA from Nicrophorus vespilloides, 1366 nucleotides. It is a transcript of the gene ohgt, whose product is annotated as protein cereblon. Lineage: Eukaryota; Metazoa; Arthropoda; Insecta; Coleoptera; Silphidae. The transcript has 6 exons. The annotation marks the transcript as partial. The record is from RefSeq and is a predicted model, not a curated record.